AUGUCUCGGCGGACGCGCGGUGAGGAACUGGAUGAACUGCAUUACCAGGACACAGAUUCAGAUGUGCCAGAGCAGAGGGACAGCAAGUGCAAGGUCAAGUGGACCCACGAGGAGGACGAGCAGCUGAGGGCACUGGUGAGGCAGUUUGGACAGCAGGACUGGAAGUUCCUGGCCAGCCACUUUCCUAACCGCACUGACCAGCAAUGCCAGUACAGGUGGCUGAGAGUUUUGAAUCCAGACCUUGUCAAGGGGCCAUGGACCAAAGAGGAAGACCAAAAGGUCAUUGAACUGGUCAAGAAGUAUGGCACGAAGCAGUGGACACUGAUUGCCAAGCACCUGAAGGGCCGACUGGGGAAGCAGUGCCGUGAGCGUUGGCACAACCACCUCAACCCCGAGGUGAAGAAGUCCUGCUGGACCGAGGAGGAGGAUCGCAUCAUCUGUGAGGCCCACAAGGUGCUGGGCAACCGCUGGGCUGAGAUUGCCAAGAUGCUUCCUGGGAGGACGGAUAAUGCUGUGAAGAACCACUGGAACUCUACCAUCAAAAGGAAAGUGGAUACGGGAGGCUUCCUGAAUGAGUCCAAAGACUGCAAGCCCCCCGUGUACUUGCUGCUGGAGCUCGAGGACAAGGAUGGCCAUCAGAGUGCCCAGCCUGCAGAAGGCCAGGGAGGUCUCAUGACCAGCUGGCCCCUGGUGCCUCCUGCCAUGAAGGAAGAGGAAAGCAGUGAGGAGGAGCCUGCAGCAGCCACCACCUCUAAGGAGCAGGAGGCUGUCUCUGCAGAGCUGGAUGGACCGCGAACACCAGAGCCCUUGGAGGAAUUCCCCAAGCGUGAAGAGCAGGAGGGCUCCCCUGCCGAGACGAGCCUGCCCUACAAGUGGGUGGUGGAGGCAGCAAACCUCCUCAUCCCUGCUGUGGGGUCCAGCCUCUCUGAAGCCCUGGACUUGAUUGAGUCGGAUCCCGAUGCUUGGUGUGAUCUGAGUAAAUUUGACCUCCCGGAGGAGCCGUCCAUGGAGGGCAGCAUCAGCAGUAGCCUGGUGCAGCCCCAAGCAUCACAUCAGCAGCAGGCCCUGCCGCCCCACCAGCCAGCUGCCCUGGUGCCCAGUGUGACCGAGUACCGCCUGGAUGGCCAUACCAUCUCAGACCUGAGCCGGAGCAGCCGGGGCGAGCUGAUCCCCAUCUCCCCCAACACUGAAGUUGGGGGCUUGGGCAUCAGCACGCCACCCUCUGUGCUCAAGCGGCAGAAGAAGAGGCGUGUGGCUCUAUCCCCUGUCACAGAGAACAGCACCAGCCUGUCCUUCCUGGACUCCUGUAACAGCCUCACCCCCAAGAGCACACCUGUCAAGACCCUGCCCUUCUCGCCCUCCCAGUUUCUGAACUUCUGGAACAAACAGGACACACUGGAGCUGGAGAGCCCCUCGCUGACAUCCACCCCCGUGUGUAGCCAGAAGGUGGUGGUUACCACGCCCCUGCACCGGGAUAAGACACCCUUGCACCAGAAACACGCUGCGUUUGUAACCCCAGAUCAGAAGUACUCCAUGGAUAACACUCCCCACACGCCAACCCCAUUCAAGAACGCCCUGGAGAAGUACGGACCACUAAAGCCCCUGCCCCAGACCCCGCACCUGGAGGAGGACCUGAAGGAGGUGCUGCGCUCCGAGGCCGGCAUCGAGCUCAUCAUCGAGGAUGACGUGAGGCCUGAGAAGCAGAAGAGGAAGCCUGGGCUGCGGCGGAGCCCCAUCAAGAAAGUCCGCAAGUCCCUGGCUCUUGACAUCAUGGAUGAGGACAUGAAGCUGAUGAUGUCCACACUGCCCAAGUCCCUGUCUUUGCCAACAAAUGUCCCAUCAAGCUCCUCCGGCCUCACCCUGUCAGGCAUCAAAGAGGAUAACAGCCUUCUUAACCAGGGCUUCCUACAGCCCAAGCCCGAGAAGGCAGUGGCAGCCCAGAAGCCCCGAAGCCACUUUCUGACACCUGCCCCUAUGACCAGUGCCUGGAAGACGGUGGCCUGUGGGGGGACCAGGGACCAGCUCUUCAUGCAAGAGAAAGCUCGGCAGCUCCUGGGCCGCUUGAAGCCUAGCCACACAUCUCGGACCCUCAUCUUGUCCUGA
Cynocephalus volans (Philippine flying lemur) is the source of this 2103-nucleotide messenger RNA. It is a transcript of the gene MYBL2, whose product is annotated as MYB proto-oncogene like 2. The record is from RefSeq and is a predicted model, not a curated record. The transcript is spliced from 14 exons. Gene Ontology annotation, biological process: positive regulation of transcription by RNA polymerase II; mitotic cell cycle. The coding region runs from base 1 to 2103 and encodes 700 amino acids. Lineage: Eukaryota; Metazoa; Chordata; Mammalia; Dermoptera; Cynocephalidae. Gene Ontology annotation, cellular component: nucleus. Gene Ontology annotation, molecular function: RNA polymerase II cis-regulatory region sequence-specific DNA binding; DNA-binding transcription factor activity, RNA polymerase II-specific.